UCCAAUCACAGCUGAUCACAUGUAAACAGGGAAAUGGGACAUGUACACUGAUCAUCAGAACACUGAUGAUCAGUGUGCCCUGAUGAUCAGUGUAGCCCCAGCAGUGCCACCUGUCAGUGUCCAUCAGUGCCAGCUGUCAGUGCUCAUCAGUGCCACGUGCCAGUGCCACAUCAAUGCCACAUAUCAGUGCCUACCAGUGCACAUCAAUGCCACAUAUCAGUGCCCAUCUGAGCUGCCUUUCAACGUCACCCAUCAGUGCCAGUCAGUGCCACCUAUCAAUGCCAGUCAGUGCUGCCUAUCAGUGCCCAUAUGUGCCGCCUAUCAGUGCCAGUCAGAGCCGCCUAACAAU
Staurois parvus is the source of this 349-nucleotide messenger RNA. Lineage: Eukaryota; Metazoa; Chordata; Amphibia; Anura; Ranidae. The record is from the annotation of a GenBank genome assembly.